Molecule: messenger RNA, 1977 nt
Organism: Bombina bombina (fire-bellied toad)
Lineage: Eukaryota; Metazoa; Chordata; Amphibia; Anura; Bombinatoridae
Product: DBIRD complex subunit ZNF326
Exons: 10
Coding region: 233-1588 (451 amino acids)
Biological process (GO): regulation of DNA-templated transcription elongation
Cellular component (GO): nucleus; DBIRD complex
Molecular function (GO): DNA binding
Source: RefSeq, a predicted model, not a curated record
GCCACAGCUCGCUCGCGCCUUUUUGUCCUGACUGAGACUCCUUAAGUUCGCGUGCUGACAUUGAAAUUGUCACUCAGUAGCUUCCUGGUGAGGUAGUGACUGCUGCUGCCGGUUAUACCUAAGGUUUAUUUCGUCUACUCUACAGGUUCUGUACGGUAUUAGGAAGGCUGCAGUCGACGUCACUCUGCGGUGUACAAUUUGUGAGGUGAAAACCAGGCCCUGAUUUGCAGUAAUGGCGUCCUCUAUGUCCGGAAUGCGCGCUAUGGUUGCUCGUGCUCGCUUAAAUGACGCUAUUUUAGAACUAGAAAAGUUUGGUGGCCCAUCCUACGCAAGGGAAAGCUCAAGUGACAGAAAAUUUUCCAGGAUUGAACCUUAUGAGUCUUAUGACUCUAGGUCUUCUCUGGUUGGGCGAGAUCUGUACAGAUCUGGCUAUGGUAAUAGUGAUCUCAAACACAACAGCUUCGGAGAUAGUUUUGGUGAUCGCUAUGAUGUCUACCGCAAUAGCCUUGACACUUUUGAAGGUAGAAACCAGGGCAGGUCUAGCUGUGAAUCGCCUUACUCACGGGAAGCAUUGAGGAAUGAUUAUAUGGAUGGCAGAUUUUCUUCACCCUACAAUAAGCCUGCAGCUGUAGGCUCUCUGGGGAGAGGAAUGCCUGGCUUUCCUGGCAGGGGAUUUGGCAGCAGAAGCUUUGCUGCUUUUGGAGGACCAUCACCAGGCAGAGGUCGUGGCAGAGGACAAAGGGGAGGAUAUGCUAUAAAAUCUGUAGCGGCAAGAGGUGCAAAGAAGAAUGUGCAGCCUUCCAAACCUGCUGGAAAUCCUGUAAAGAAACAAAAGGUGGUAAAAUCUGGACCGACACAAACCACAAAAAAUUCUCCACAAGUGAAAGAUGAUGCCGAGGAAGAACGCCGCAAUGAAGCACGGAAAGAGCAGAAGAAGCGCAGGAGGGAGAAGUUAAUUGAGAAAUAUGGAGAUGGAUACUGGAUGGCAUUAACAUGUUCGUUUUGCAAAUUUCAAUCUUUUGAUGAGAGAGGCAUCGAAGAACAUUUAAAUGGUGAUUACCACAAGGAAAUGCUAAAUCAUAUUCAGAAGCAAACCAAGUUUGACCAGACUGCUAUUGACUUUCUUCAUGAGAGUAUUGUAAAUAAGUACAAGAAAACAGCAGCUCGCAAAACUUCUUCUCAGAGUGGUUCUGCAAACCAAGUGGAAAAAGAUGCGUUGGAAGGUAUUACAAAUGAGGAUCACAUGCUCAGAGUUGAGAUGGUGCAUUGCGAUGCCUGCAAUAUUUAUGUUCCUGGUUUACGUAUGUCUGUACAGUUGCAUCUGAAAUCUUCUCAACAUUUAAAGAACAAAGCGACCUACAGGGAACAAAUAAAGCGAUCAAGCAUUUUGACGGCUACUAGUAUCUUGAGAAAUCCAGUUAUGAAGGCACGAUAUGAAAUGUUCUUGAAGGGUGAAAAUCCCUUUGAGAAUCGGGAAACUGAUGUGACUGCUGAUAUGGACACUGGCGCAGAGGGGGAUGUGCAUGAUGUGAGUGUAGACACUGAAGAUGUAGAUGCAGAAGCAGCAGCUGAACCAUUGGAGUCAUAAAUAUUUUCUAUGUUCAUCAGUGACAGUUCAUCAGUGACAGUUUAAUAUGAUUAAAAUGUUAUCAAAACAAUGUUAAUCCCAUUUUUUUAAUACUCCCUCCCCCCCAGUUUUCAUUUAUAAUGCAUAUAUUCAAUUUAACUUCUUCCUGCUGUAAAUAAAAUGUCUUGGCUUAUUUUUUUCAUUUGAUAUUUGAACAUUUUUAGUUCCAUUGCUCCAGUGAAGUUUUCUAGUAUACACCUGAAAAAUACAGAACCAUCUUUGCCUGAAUUGAAGCUUCUGUGUCUGUACACUUUAAUUUCUAUCAUACUCUGACAAAAGCUGUGAUCUGUUUGUUUUCACUUGUUUAGAAAAUGCUGGUCUGAUUAAAAAUAAAGAUCUUUUAAUGUAAA